AUGCUCACGUUGCAAUUUUUAAAGGGUGUUGCUAUCCUUCUGUGGAUAUAUUUUCUAUGGAGUCGACGCAGAUUCUACAGAAUGAUGCUAAAGGUGCCUGGACCAAUAGGACUUCCCCUCAUCGGUCUUGCCUCCGAGUACCUUCGUCUCAAACGUAAUAUAGGCUCGCGUACAACGUUCUUCGAGAGAUAUGGAAAAACCGGAAUGACCUGGAUUGGUAUAACGCCUGUUUUGGUAACCUGCGAACCGAAGAUCGUCGAGGACAUUUUAAUGUCUCCCCAUUGUACCGAUAGGAGCUCUGUCGUAGACAAAGCCAUAUCAUCUUGUGUUGGAUCAGGGCUUCUGACAUUAAGGGAUCCUCAUUGGCAUGAACGACGAAAACUGUUGAGCCCAUCAUUCAAAAUUAAUGCAAUUCUUAGUUUUGUACCCAUUUUAAACAAUGAAUCGAAUUCCUUGUUGACCUUUCUAGAAGGAUUCGUAGGUCAAGGAGAGAAAAACUUGCUGCCGGAACUAAAUAAUUGGUCAUUUAAAAUAGCCGCUCAAAUAACAAUGGGAAGUGAUGUGAGGAACCAGGCAAACUACAACAAUGGGAAUCUGAUGCAGAACUACAAGUCCCUUAAUGAGCUUAUACCUAUUGGAGUUGUGAUGCCAUGGCUACGGAACAAGUUAAUUGGAAAGCUGAGUGGCUUUGAAAAAACAAGGCUGGAGGCCACAUCCCAGGCAAAUGCCUUUAUCAAAGACAUAAUCGACAAAAAGCUGAGCAGCAGCUCAGAAACCAGCUUGGAGCCUGCACUAAUCGAUCGUAUUCUAUAUCUUGUGAGGAAGGGUGAUCUUUCCUAUGACGACGUUAUGGGCGAAUUUUCUAAUAUAAUUUUUGCCGCCUCUGACACUUUAUCCAUCACAGUCAACAAUGUGCUUAGCCUUUUGGCAAUGUUCCCAGAAAUCCAGGAGAAAGUAUUUGAGGAGCUAACAGAAGUGUUCCCUGCAAUUGGAGAAUUCGAAGUUGGUCAUGAAGACUUGGAUAAAUUAAUGUACUUGGACCAAGUUUUGCAUGAAACGAUGCGCUUAAUACCUGCUGUUCCACUAUUGAUAAGGCAAACAUCGCAGGAAAUUCGGCUAUCGACCGGAUCCUACAUUCCCGAGGGCGUGACUCUGAUGAUAGACACCGAUGCUGGGGCCUUCAAUCCUGAUAACUUUCUGCCCGAAAAUAAGCGAGAGAGGCAUCCUUACGCAUACUUACCAUUUUCUAAGGGAAAGAAAACCUGCUUGGGUCAUAAAUUGUCACUGAUAUCUGCAAAAAUGACUCUGGCUAAGAUAUUGCGAAACUAUAAGCUGAGCACAAACUUUUUGUUCAAGGACCUCCAGUUUAUUGACAAUACAACUAUAAAGCUGGCUGAGCAACCAUUAUUAGAAGUCGAGCGGAGGACCUAA
Messenger RNA from Drosophila subpulchrella, 1431 nucleotides. RefSeq names its product probable cytochrome P450 313a5 (gene Cyp313a5). Gene Ontology annotation, molecular function: iron ion binding; monooxygenase activity; oxidoreductase activity, acting on paired donors, with incorporation or reduction of molecular oxygen. The record is from RefSeq and is a predicted model, not a curated record. NCBI's taxonomy places the organism in Eukaryota, Metazoa, Arthropoda, Insecta, Diptera, Drosophilidae.